UUCUCGAUUUUUCAAGUAAAAAAUCGAUCCGGAGAAAAAUCAUACAAUAGAGAAUCGAUUCAAAAGAUCGAUCUUUUGAUGAAAAGAAUCGAAUCGGAAUCGAAUAUUGCUAAUGCAACAAGUACAUGUCAUUUGUAAUAAAUACGGAUGUAUGCGUAAGAUGAAAAAUAAUUUCUAAAUUUCUAAAUUAACAAUAAAAUAAAAAAAAAAAAACAAUCCAAUUAAUUGUGAAAAUUAUAAAACGGCGUAUAAUUAAUAUACUUCGUGCGACGAAUCAGUACAAUAAGAAAAUCCAUCAUUUAUGAAUAUUAUAGGCAAAAUUCACUUUGUCUUUUUCAUCUCUUUUCAUUUUUCUAAAUUACUUUUAGGCAUGGCUGCUAGAAAUUUUUUAUUAUUUAAUAAGCAAAAUAUCAAGAUAAGAAUUGCAAAAAGAAAGAUUAUUACAAUGUUCGAGUAACAAGCAUUAUAUAUCAAGUAACAUAUACAUUUCUUAAGCUAUUUCUUUAAUUCGUUUGUUAAAGAUUCGUUUACGAAUAUGUAAUGUCAGAACGCGGUUUAUUCCUUUGUUCCGGUGUCUUAUUUAAUAGCGUUUUAUCUUAAGAAAAACAAAUAUAACGAUGCGAGAAGAUAAAAUGUUUAAUCAGUGCUACCGACAAAGCCAAUUAGAUCGUUAUAAAUAUCAUUUAUAACCUUGCCUCCAAUUUAAUCUGUAGUAGACGAACGUCAGGAGAAUAAUACAGGAGAACUUUGUAAAAGUGCUGAUGUUUAUAAUUCUCAUGCUAAAAUAUUAACAAGUUAAUACAUUAUUAAAAUUAAAAGUGCCAAUGAAACUUUAUAUAUAUUAAAGUAUAUAACUAAAAAUGAAGUUUGCAGAACAUCUAUCUGCUCAUAUUACGCCUGAAUGGCGUAAGCAGUAUAUUAGUUAUGAGGAAAUGAAAGCAAUGCUUUAUACUGCAGUGGAGGAGGCACCUUCUUCAGAAAGUGUAGAACCAGAAGUGAUACAAAGGCACUUUGCUUCCUUCGAUGAAGUAUUUUUUACAUUUUGUGAUCGUGAAUUGAAAAAAAUUAAUACUUUUUAUUCUGAAAAAUUAGCAGAAGCAACACGUAAAUAUGCAGCAUUACAAAAUGAAUUGAAAACUGCUUUAGAAUUGCAACAUGGCAGUGGCAAAAACAAAGGAAAACCUAAUACCAAACCUUAUCUACCUACAAGAAAAUUAAGAGAAUUGAAACUUGCAUUUUCAGAGUUCUAUCUUUCUCUCAUACUUUUACAAAACUACCAAAAUCUUAAUUAUACUGGAUUUCGUAAAAUUCUUAAAAAGCAUGAUAAGUUAUUGUCUGUGGAUAGUGGUUCAAAAUGGAGAGUAGAAUGUGUAGAAAUAGCUCAUUUCUAUACUUCAAAAGAUAUAGAUAAACUUAUACAAGAAACAGAGGCAACCGUAACAAAUGAUCUUGAAGGUGGUGAUAGGCAACGUGCUAUGAAAAGACUUCGUGUGCCACCUCUAGGUGAACAUCAGAGCCCGUGGACUACUUUUAAAGUGGGAUUAUUUUCUGGAAGUUUUAUAAUCCUGUUUAUAGCUGUUGUUCUCUCAGCAAUAUUCCAUGAGAGUGGAGAAAAUUUGAAAGUAGCAUUUCGUUUGUACAGAGGACCAUUGCUUAUCAUUCAAUUUUUAUUUCUCAUUGGUGUUAAUGUUUAUGGUUGGAGAUCCUCAGGGGUAAAUCAUGUCUUAAUAUUUGAAUUGGAUCCACGAAAUCAUCUCUCCGAACAACAUCUUAUGGAAUUGUCUGCAGUACUUGGAGUAGUAUGGACAUUAAGUCUAUUAAGUUUCCUUUACAGUGCUAGUCUUAGUAUUCCGCCAUAUGUAAAUCCUUUAGCUCUUGUCUGUCUUAUGCUGGCAUUUUUUCUGAAUCCAUUCAAGAUCUUCCGCCAUGAAGCACGUUUUUGGUUACUCAAAAUCAUUGGUCGUGUUUUGGUAUCCCCAUUUGCAUACGUUAAUUUCGCAGAUUUUUGGUUAGCUGAUCAAUUAAAUAGUUUGACUACCGCUCUAUUGGACUUUCAUUUUUUAACAUGUUUUUACAUCACGAAUGGUAAUUGGCUUGAAGCAGGGAACACAAAGCAAUGUACAUCAGGAUCUUUGAUCCUCAGACCUAUUGUUAAUUGUCUACCGGCUUGGUUUCGUUUUGCACAAUGCUUACGAAGGUAUCGUGAUUCCAAAGAAGCAUUUCCGCAUUUAGCAAAUGCUGGAAAAUAUUCAACUACCUUUCUAGUUGUUAUAGCUAAUACAUUACAUAAUUAUCAUCAAGAUGAAUAUAGUAAUCAGUGGGAGAAUCCAUGGUUAUGGUCUUGGGUGGCAAGUUGCGUUGUUAAUUCAGUAUAUUCUUAUACAUGGGAUCUUAAGAUGGAUUGGGGUCUUCUAGAUAAUAAUGCUGGUGAAAACCGAUUUUUAAGAGAGGAAGUUGUUUAUUCUGCAGCGGGCUUUUAUUAUUUUGCGAUAAUAGAGGAUUUUGUGUUAAGAUUCAUAUGGGUCGCAAGUUUCAUUUUAAUACAAUGCGGACAUAUUUCCAAUGACUUAAUGACAUCUAUAGUUGCACCUCUUGAGGUUUUUAGGCGUUUUAUUUGGAAUUUCUUUCGAUUGGAGAACGAGCACUUGAAUAAUUGUGGUAAAUUUCGUGCUGUACGCGACAUUUCCAUAGCACCAAUCGAAAGUUCUGAUCAAACGCAAAUUCUUCGUAUGAUGGAUGAUGAAAAUGGUGUACUAAACAGAGGUAAACGUAAAGGUGGUGGUAAAAAGCAAGUAAAUACCAAGGAAGAAAAGAGAGCAUUGCUUAAGGAAACUAUUGAUAUUGAUAUUUCGAAUGCUAGUUAAAAUUAGUAAGUACAAGAUGUAUAAAAAUAUAUGUAUAUUUGUAUAGAAUAUUGUAUAUGCAUCUUAGAAUAGAUAGCAUUUUGUAGAGUUUCUUGAACUAUGGAUGAUUAAGCAAUAUUAAUUUGAUUUUAUAUAAAACGUUAUAUCUACAGUAUACGUACAUAUAUAAAUAACAUAAUUGAAGACUACAAAGGUAAUGCAAUGCGUGUUAUGUGCCUUUUGUAUUAUUCCUAUAAAAUAUUCUCUAUUAACGUGUAAAUACUUAAUGGGACAUGUCAUAAUAUUUUAUGAGUCAAGAGUCUUCCACUAUAAGAAUUUAAAAGGCACUUUAGAACAUGAUGGAUUUAUAUUAAUUUGUUAAUUUUCAUCUAGUGAGUACAAUCUUCGAUAUUUAUUAACAUAUACAUGCAUAAGUUUAAUUAAAGUUAUAUUAAAAUUUAAAGUGAAAGAGAAGUGAGCUCAUUCCAAAUGUUUGCGUUCCAAUCCCUUUUUCAUAUUCUAUGCAUAUGUAUAUGUAUAUAUAUAUAUAUAAUAAUAUUCGCAUACAUUACACAUUCAAUAUAAAAAUAUAUGUUAAUAGUUUAAUAAUAAGGGUACCUUUUAUAUAAUCUGUUUAAAAUAUACAAAUACGCUUAAUGGUAAAUAAUUAAAUUUAAAUUCCAUAAAGGACAUAAACAUUAGUAUGUACAAAUUAUAAAUAAAUUAUGCAAUUAUAGGUUUAAUUACAUUAUUUACAUUAUGAUCAGCUAAAUAGUACUUUAAAUAGUAAGACAAUAUUAUAGACAAUUUUGUUUAAUAUUAUUCUUUACUGUAACAAAUUUCAAAAAGCUCAAUAUUACUUGUUUGAAACAUUGAAAAAAGCAUGAUAACUUAUCAAUAAUAAAUGCUUGUGAUUAACCAAACUAAAAAUUAAAAUCUAUGUAUAAUCAUCGUUGAUCUUUUAAAAAUUACUGCAUUUAUAACAAAGUGUACUUAUCGAAUUUGCACAAAAUUUGCUUAAAAAUUUUAUUGAACGAAUAAUUGGAUUUUUAUUAUUUUGUAUUUUUUUGAUUCAUAAAAUUAUAUUAAAUCAAUGUUAAUUUUAUUUUUUAGUUAAAAAGAAUUACUAAAAACUUCAGAUUUUAUUAGUGUAUUCAAAUUUAUUAAUAUAUACAGAUUUAUUAAUGUAUUUGAGAGUUAAUUAAUGUAUAAGAGUAGAUAAAUUGUAUGUUAUUGUAUAAAGUAUAAGCUAUUGUAAUAUUACAUUUAUACAUACAAAAGGUAGUUUAUAUAUUAUAAUGAUUUCAUUUAUUUUAUUUUUUUUCAACAUGCGAUAUUAAAUGAUUUGAAUUAAAUAACAUAAAAAAUAAGUUUUGAUACAAAAGCAACUCCAGAUGUGAAAUAAAAUAAUGAAAAUAUUUUUGCUUGUUUUUAAAUAUAUAUAGAAUUAUAUAAAAGGUAUAAAUUGAUUUAUAAAUUAUACCUUUGUCUACAAUAGUUUUAGUUUCAAUGAAUUUCAAUUAUUUCUUAUAAAUUGGGUAUUAUAAUCUGAUCAAUGUAAUUAUUUUAUAUCUAUUUCUAUAUAUAUUGUUGUAUCAACAAUUGACAUAUGUUGUAUUAAAUAAAUGUCACAUUACUUUCCUCUGCCACUCAAUAUCUACGUCACAUGUCACAUGACAUGAAUUAUACCUUAUGAUAUGUUGUCACGUCUUUAGCUUAACCCUAACGCUACUUUUCUUCACUACACAUGUUUUUUCCAUUUUUUCCUUUAUGGCAACGGAGCAUAAGCAUAAUUCCUGUUACGUGAUGCGAGUGACGUAAAAGUGGCAGUGGAGCUAAUAUGACGUCAUGUAUUCCCUUGUGAAGGAACUCUCCCCAUUAACUAUGGUUCUGACUCAAAUAUUCUUAUAUGAUACGAUUUUUUAACUGUAUCAAUAAUUUUGUCGAAUCGGAGUCAAUAAAUUGUGAUGUUUAUACAG
This is a messenger RNA of Vespa velutina, 4822 nucleotides long. RefSeq names its product xenotropic and polytropic retrovirus receptor 1. Gene Ontology annotation, molecular function: inositol hexakisphosphate binding. Bases 861 to 2864 code for a protein of 667 amino acids. Gene Ontology annotation, cellular component: plasma membrane; Golgi apparatus; cytoplasm. Gene Ontology annotation, biological process: cellular response to phosphate starvation; phosphate ion transport. The transcript is spliced from 11 exons. The record is from RefSeq and is a predicted model, not a curated record. Lineage: Eukaryota; Metazoa; Arthropoda; Insecta; Hymenoptera; Vespidae.